Molecule: messenger RNA, 621 nt
Organism: Rhipicephalus sanguineus (brown dog tick)
Lineage: Eukaryota; Metazoa; Arthropoda; Arachnida; Ixodida; Ixodidae
Exons: 2
Coding region: 1-621 (206 amino acids)
Source: RefSeq, a predicted model, not a curated record
AUGGGGCUGUACAGUGAACUUAUCGACGAGCUUCGCGACAAGGACUCCGCUCUCGCUGAACUGGACAGACAGAUCGCCUACGCCCUUGACGAUGAGGAGUUUGACGAGGAAAUUAUGGACGCGAUUGAGUACCACGAGAAGAUUGUGAAAGCCGUCAACAGGCUUCGGUCCGCGCUUGGAGCGCGUGCAUCGGUUGGUCCUACCCUCAUCGAAGCCAACCAGUCGAGGCACGCGUGGACAAGAGAUGGAUCCAGCAAUUCCAUGGGAGCAGCCCACUCGGACGUGACCAGUCAAAACCUCAACGAUCAGCGUAGGCCGCGAGCACCAGGCCUAGAAGACGCCCUGCCGAACCUUCAAGUACCCAUCUUCAGCGGCGAGAGCAGUCAGUGGCCGGGGUUCUGGGAGCACUACGAGGCGACCAUUAACACGCACCCCGAUCCCACCGGUAUCGAGAAGUUCGAGUACUUGAAGACUUACUUGGCCGGCACUGCGAAGCGAGCCAUCGAAUUGAUACAGCUGAAUGAAGCGAACAACAAUAUCGCAGCCAAGGUGCUCAUCGAACGAUAUGGCCGAAAAGACCUCCUCAUCGAGGACCACACAGACAGCUUGCUUGCCAUUUAA